UUUCUUUUAUCCUGAAAGGAAAGGUUCGAGCGAUAAUCAAAUGUUUAAAAGUCACUUUUAAAGGUGAAGACUACUACUAUGACAAGUGGUUUAAAGAGAAUGGAUACAUUACAAAAAAAGAUAUUCACGUUCCUUUUGAGGGUUAGUGCUGGGGAUGCUUUGUGGGUUGGUAAGAAUAAACUAUUUUGUGGUAUUGGCCCGAGAACGGAUGUCCGCGCAUUAGAUUUAAUCGCAAAAAAUUUGAAAGAUGACGAAUCUCCUUUUAAAGUUUAUGGGUUUCGUCUUAUUGAUCCGAGGUUUUAUCAUAUUGACACGUGUUUAUGUCCAAUUACUGAACAACUAGCUAUUUAUUACCCUUAUGCCUUUGAUCCAGUCGCUAGACAUAAUAUGUCUAAUGAACUCGAAUUAGUGCCAGUCACUGAGGAAGAAGCGAUCCGCUUUGCUUGUAAUUCUAUAGUCAUUGGGAAAAGUGUUAUUAUCCCUGUUGGGGCAGAACAAACAGCUAAAGCAUUGCAGAAGCUUGGAUUUGACCCAAAAUUUGUUGAUAUGUCCGAAUUUAUCAAAAGUGGAGGGGCAGCAAAAUGUUGUACUUUGCAAUUGUCUCAAUAG
This is a messenger RNA of Meloidogyne enterolobii, 609 nucleotides long. NCBI's taxonomy places the organism in Eukaryota, Metazoa, Nematoda, Chromadorea, Rhabditida, Meloidogynidae. The record is from the annotation of a GenBank genome assembly.